UCGUACACGCGCGCGCGCUCUCACCCAAUUUCGGAGCAAUCACGUGCGUGCACAUACGCACGUGCGUGUCACGCGCACACGCGAAAACAUGCGCAGAAAUGUAAUGCAAUAGUGCAAUGAUUGUGUAAAUGUGUGUGUGUGCAUGCUGCCAGGUGACGCUGAGCACCGGGGCUGUUUGGGGACCAGGCGCACCACAGGCUCGCUGUUCAAUGUGUGCAGUGUCAGAUAAUGAUGCACUACUCAAACUGGCUUAUUGGUGUGAAAAACAGAGCAUCUAUUCGAAAUGCAUGUAAAACACCUGACACGGAGUGGAGUAACAGAGGGCAUGUUCUGGACAUGCAGAACAACAAUCCGCAGGCCAACAGGAAGACAUCGGAGCUGGCGGUCAGCACGCACCUUUGUCAGAGAGGUUAUAAAGUAAUCAAGAGAAUUGGGGAAGGUACAUUUUCAGUAGUGAUGAAAACCCAGAGCCUUAAAGAUGGCAAGUUCUAUGCGUGUAAAACGAUGAAGCAGACAAUUAACAGUCUGGAACAGGCCAACAACCUGCGGGAGGUGCAGGCCAUGAAGAGACUCAGCCCGCACACCAACAUCAUUCAGCUGCAUGAACUGAUCUUUGACAAAGAGACAGGCACCUUGUCCUUGAUUUGUGAGCUGAUGGAGAUGAACAUCUAUGAGUUCAUACAGGGAAGACAAACUCCACUGCCUGACACUACAGUCAGGCUCUACAUGUACCAGCUCUGCAAGUCACUUGCACAUAUGCACAGAUGUGGGAUCUUUCACAGAGAUGUGAAGCCAGAAAACAUUCUGAUCAAACAAGAUGUCCUGAAGCUUGGAGACUUUGGUUCAUGCCGGAGUGUUUACUCAAAGCCGCCGCACACAGAGUACAUCUCCACGCGCUGGUACAGAGCCCCGGAGUGCCUCCUCACUGAUGGAUACUACAGCUUAAAGAUGGACAUCUGGAGCGCUGGUUGUGUCUUCUUUGAGAUCAUCAGCUUAAAUCCUCUAUUCCCUGGAACCAAUGAACUGGACCAGGUCUCAAAGAUCCAUGACGUGUUAGGCACCCCUGACAGAAGUCUGCUUCAAAAGUUCAAACAGUCGAGGGCAAUGCGUUUUGACUUUCCCCCAAAGAGGGGCAGUGGUAUCUCCAGGCUAAUCCCUAACUGCCCGGCUCCAGCCUUGUCACUGCUUUAUCAGAUGCUUGCCUAUGACCCUGAUGAACGCAUCACUGCAGAAGCAGCCCUGCACCAUACGUACUUCAGGGAAAUCAGGCUGGCAGAGAAGAGGGCAGAGACCCUUCUGCGAACUGUUGGGACUGUGGAUGGAGGAGAGGGGGGUGGAACACGCAAUUCCUUAGAUCAAAUCUGGCGCCCUGUUAGACAUGGCAGACAAGUGAGGGGACGACAUGCGAGGCAGACACCUUUAAUGAGCCACAACAUCAAGCACACAGCAGAGCCCCUGAUGAGACGAAACUUACCGCAUUAUGCAGCAGAGCUACCCAAGCUCAACAUGGUUGCACCAGGACCGCAGAUCCCCUACCCAGUGUCCACUUUGCCCGCUCUUACCAUCACUCACCGCGGCACACUGCCGGCCAUCACAUCCAAGAAGUGCCACCCCCGGUUAGCCAAGCCCAGGGAUGAGUCACACCGCUCAGCUUUGAAGACCUAUUACAUGCCACCUUUGGAUAGGAAACGUGGAGGCUACUGACUGAGCCAAAAAAAAAAAAAAGAAAGAAACACUCCAACAUACUGAACUGGAGACCUAUACUGACAUAAAUACAUAUACAUUUUGAGAAGACGUUGGUUUGAUAGGCCCGCUGUUAAAUUGUGGGUAGCACUACAAAACAUGACGUUUGAGAAAGAAGGCAGUGAAGACCACAAAGUGCGUCAUUUAGCAGUUUUGACUGCUACAACACAACAUAAACUCUCUUUGUAAUGGCAGAUGAAAUUCUAUGUAAUCUCCUUGCAAACAGUAUUGGAUUCCAUCAAAUGUUGGAUUGAGAUUUUGCAUCUUAGAUAGGACCACAAUAUUGCCUGACACAGUUGGGUGUUUCAUGUUUACAAAGGUUUAGGAACACACUUUGAACUGAGCCUGGAACACAAGCUAAGCAAUAAGAAAAGAAUGUCCAUGUUUUAACAGCUGAAACGCUCUUGACCAAGUGAAUUAAACAGUAUAAACCUUAGGUCAAGAAUAUCCUCAAUUCCCUGGGAAAUAUGUGCAGACAUGUGAUGAAGCCUUUUUGGUCAUAGCUGUGAAUAAACUCAUGACAAACUGUCAUUUUAAGGAAAAUAUCCUCAUAUACAAAAAUAAACAGCAAAAAAAAAAAAAAAAAAAAAAAAAAAA
Myripristis murdjan (pinecone soldierfish) is the source of this 2340-nucleotide messenger RNA. It is a transcript of the gene mok, whose product is annotated as MOK protein kinase. The record is from RefSeq and is a predicted model, not a curated record. Gene Ontology annotation, molecular function: ATP binding; protein kinase activity. Gene Ontology annotation, biological process: protein phosphorylation. Lineage: Eukaryota; Metazoa; Chordata; Actinopteri; Holocentriformes; Holocentridae. The transcript has 12 exons. The coding region runs from base 229 to 1704 and encodes 491 amino acids.